Molecule: messenger RNA, 3291 nt
Organism: Nylanderia fulva
Lineage: Eukaryota; Metazoa; Arthropoda; Insecta; Hymenoptera; Formicidae
Product: MFS-type transporter SLC18B1
Biological process (GO): transmembrane transport
Molecular function (GO): transmembrane transporter activity
Source: RefSeq, a predicted model, not a curated record
AGCUGAUAAUGAAUUAGAACCGUGGUAGGAUCGUAUCAUUCGACCUCCGACCCUCUCUCUUCUCGGUUCUUUCAAAGUCCUUAAAAGUGAGCGUAGUGCGGCAGCGACGUUCGGUCAAGCACGCGCACACGUUACGAUCGAGACAAAACGGGACACAUUGUGUAUUUUCUUCGCCGAGGAUUCGAUUAAGUGUCGCGUCUGUGCGGAGGAUAUAAGUUAGAAUGGCUAAAUUCACUAAGAGGCAAUGGCUCAUCCUAAUCGUCAUCAGCAUUGCUGAUUUUGCGAAUGCUGUCUGCGUUUCACUACAAGCACCCUUCUAUCCUCAAGAGGCUGAAAAGAAAGGCGCAUCACCUUCCGAAUAUGGCUUGGUCUUUGGAAUUUUUGAACUGAUAGUCUUUAUUGUUAGCCCAAUUUAUGGACAAAACCUUAAUCGAAUCGGUCCGAAGUUUUUGUUCAAUGGUGGUCUCUUAACUACAGGAACCUGCGCCAUAUUGUUUGGCUUAUUGGACAAAGUCGAUGGUCAUUACCCUUUCAUAAUACUAUCUUUUGUGAUCAGAAUUGUGGAAGCAAUAGGAAAUGGUUCAUUUCUGACAGCUAGCUUCGCUAUUAUCGCUCAAGAAUUUCCCGACAAUGUCGCUACGACAUUCGCCAGUUUGGAAACUUUUUUCGGUUUAGGUCUUAUUGUUGGUCCCACCGUAGGAGGUGCACUUUAUCAGAUUGGUGGAUAUACCACACCAUUCGUGGUCCUCGGCUCAGCAUUGUUCCUAACAGCUGUCAUCACUGCAUUUAUCCUACCCGUGCACGAUGAUUGUGAUCGAGAUCAGAACAAUAGCGGAGGAGUGACGAAAGUCCUAAAAAUUCCCGGCGUGAUGAUCGCUUCUAUGUCAAUAAUCGCGACAAGCAUGAGUAUUGGAUUUUUGCAAGCAACCUUGGAACCUCAUUUGAGGCAAUUUAACUUGAGUCCGGUUGUGUUGGGAUUAAUGUUUGUCAUUAAUGGCGGUACAUACGCGAUGACUGCGCCAGCAUGGGGUUGGCUUUGCGAUAAAUAUUGUCAUCCAAAGGUGGUAACAAUCACCGGUUGUGUUCUCGUAAUGAUUGGUUUCUCUUUGGUUGGCCCGGCACCGUUUAUUCCGUGGUCUAUAGAAAUCUGGAUGCCCAUCACCGGCCUCGUGAUCCACGGCUUAGGCAUGUCUGCUCAACUGGUUGCAAGCUUCACGGAUGCCUUGCAGACAUCUAUAUCGUACGGAUUUCCAAAUAGUCUUGAAACUUAUGGUCUCAUCAGUGGAUUGUGGACAAGUACUUUCGCCCUUGGAGCUUUUAUCGGGCCUAGCAUUGCUGGAAUUCUAAUGGAUAACAUCGGUUUCAGAAACGCUUCUAUGUUUAUUGUUUUACUUCACAUGCUAGUGAGCGUGAUAGCUGGAGUGUACUUAAGCAGCUGCUCUCACGCACCCAAACCGUACACCAACGUCGGUGCAGUCGAGAAUCACACAGCACCUCUGAUAGAUAGCGUCCGAUCGGACAACGUUAAUCUUCAACAGAACGGACGGCGUCAGGGUGUACCGAUCGACAGGCCCAGCGGCAUGAAUUCGCUGAUCGUGUGCAACAGUUAUUCGAAUAGAGCUGGAGCAUGGUCCAGGGCGGCGUACAGCGGUCGUUAUUCGCAUAGCUAUGGAUCUAUGGAGAACAAGAGAUAUCUGGAGCUCACUACGUGACCGAUCAUCUUUGUUCCAAAAAAUAAGAACACGAGGAGAAUUUUGCCUCUACGCUCAACAUUCGCUCCUUGACCGUCAUCCAAUUUCGUGAUAUAUAAUUCAAUCGAACACGUGAAAAACUAUUCGCUUUUUAGGAAGUAUAUAGAUCAAAGAUUAAUAUCUCCUAAAUCUUUAUUAGUCUCUUUACUUUAAUAAUUAAAUUUGUAUUUGAAAUUAUAUAAUAGUAUACCAUUGUGAUGAUAUACAUAUUAUAUAUAAUAUAUAUAAUAUACACAAAACACUAUACUAUAAAUAGUACUGUCAAUCUUUAUAUACAUAUAGUAGAUCUACUUUAAGUUAUAAUAAAAUCGCGAGGGAAUGAUAUAAGGAAACAAUGAAAGAGAUAUGCUAAAUUUGUAUGUUAUCAUUAUUAUUAUUACGAUCGCGAAAAAGCAAUCGGAGCGUUUACUUGGGAGUCGCUUUGCAAUGCUUUUUAAUCCGUUAACUUUUAAGUAUGCGAGUUUCUUUUUAUUGUUAUCUACGCUAUCUUAAAUUUUUAAUUUUAAAAUAAGUUUUAAAAUACAAAAAAAUUACAAAAAUAUUAUCUAUUAAUAGUAAUUAAAUAAAUAAAUAAAUGUACGUGCUCUCGAGAGAUAAUUUUAGAUUGAUAUACGCGAGACGCGUAAUUUCUCGAUACACUUACUUAGUCGGUGUAUUUAAGAAUUUGAUAAGAUUGCGAUAUGUGAAUAAUUACUCGUUUAAGGAUUUAAAAAAAAAAUAGUUAUUCUCGAUAGAAGAGGAGCAAGUGAGAGAUACACGCUGUUGCAUAAAAUGCUUCAAAGCAGUAUUUAUUCAGAGUGCAUUAUCAAAAAUCUCAUCUUUACCGCGAUUUAUUUCAACGAGUUCAUGUUAGGCUGCAUUUCCUUUUUGUGUUGAGACUGCGAAACUAUAUUGCUACUGCGAUAAUAGCGUUAAAUUUAGAGGAAGUCGACUUAUAAUCACGAAGCUUGUAGAUAGCGACUAUAAUACACUAUCGAGUUUAACGGCGACAUACUUCAUUCAUAACUUAUACAUUUGUUGAUACAUCUGAUAAUUGUCAAAUAGUUCACUUCGUAUCGUACAUAAACAAUCUAUAUAAUAUGUAAUUAAUGAAAACUGUUUAUUGACAGUGUAGAGAAAAAUUGGCGCAAUUAAUUCGCUCGUAAAGUUAAUUAUUUUGAUGAAAAAUAGCAUCGAUAUCGAAUACAUUGUUGUAUUUUGCAGGUAGAAAGCAUCUCGAGAAAGUCGGAAAACAUGAUUAGUCGAUAUUUAAUUGACGGAACUCGGAUCUUGAAAUUAUGCGAUUAUGCUGUUGCAAAACCUGUAUUUGCAACGGCACAAUCGCAUAAUUCUAGAUUCGAGUUCCAACGGGAAAAGUAACGGACGUUGUGGGUGUUAAUGAUAUGUCAUUAAGCGAUAUUAUAGCGUGUAAAUUUGUCACAAGCUUGCUGAUUAUUGUUAAUGAUUUUCGCAAUUGCUUAACAAAGGAAGAAAUUUAAAAAAAAUGUAUUGUACACAUGAAUAUCGUAUAGAUAAAUUAAACACUAAAAAUGCACAUUAA